Messenger RNA from Effrenium voratum, 702 nucleotides. The record is from the annotation of a GenBank genome assembly. Lineage: Eukaryota; Dinophyceae; Suessiales; Symbiodiniaceae.
AUGGCCCGAAAAGAGAACCCCAGCGCCCCAGCACAUGAGCUGUUGGACACACUGGUGCACGAUCGUUGGGUGGAGUGUUUGCGUUUGGACGGGCAGCGCCUUGCCUCAGAUCUUGCUGACACCGUCGCAGAUGACCUUAUGCUGCUGUGCGACUUCGACAUCUGCUCCAGCGCCACGGUGCAGGAGCUCCUCUGCAAGGUCGCCGAGCAGUUGGACGAGCCGAUGGCGUGUGUCCAGCUUUGCAGGGGGACAUGGAUCUUGGACGACUCCUUCGAGGAAAAGCAAGCCAAGUUGGAGACCAUCCCUGAAUGCGUCCAGCCAAAAGUUUGCAGAUCAGAUGGAGAAAGUGAGUCGCUGGUCUUCACUGUGAUCUGCCGAGCUCCCAGACAUGAGCUGUGGCCAUCAACAGAUGCGUGGACCGGCUGCGGAGGCAAUCCCAACGGCAUUGCUCGCUGCAACGGCGCAGGGAACUGCAGCUCGAACUGCGAGAAUUGCGGCGCGCACUCGCACUGGCGCUGCUGCGGGUCCACAGACGCGAACUCCGAGUUCUGCGUCCCUGGCACCCGGGGACGCCAGGCCAAGCGCAACAACGAUCUGUGCUACCAGCUCUACGACCCUCUCAUGCCUGCUCCGACGUAUUGUGUCGUCCCAGCGCGUGCAGGCAAGGAUGACGCUGGGAGGACGGCCAUGAAAGGUGGCUGA